Molecule: messenger RNA, 1111 nt
Organism: Schistosoma curassoni
Lineage: Eukaryota; Metazoa; Platyhelminthes; Trematoda; Strigeidida; Schistosomatidae
Source: the annotation of a GenBank genome assembly
AUGUUAGCCGCGUCAGAUCCUAGGAGACCCAAUAAACUUCGAAGAUUCGUCCCAUUAUCACAGGAUGCCCCUCCACUAGACCAAACUAUAGACUAUCUUAAUUUUUUCGGAAUAGUCUUAAGCAUGUGUGGACUGUUGUUUGAAAUGAAGUUUGCUGCUUGGUUGGCCGUCGUUUGUGCUUUCAUAACGUAUGCCAACUCAAGAACUGGGGAAGAUACAAAACAGCUGAUCAGUGGCUUCAUGUUGUCUAUCAGCGCACUUAUAAUAUUCAAUAAGCGUGUUAUAUAUGUUGGGGGACUAUCAGAGCAAGUUGAUGUACCUCUUGUUCGUGCGGCGUUUAUCCCUUUUGGAGACAUAGUUAGUAUUAAUAUGCCCAUGGACUAUCAAACUGAAAAACACAGAGGUUUCGCUUUUGUUGAAUUCGAAGAAGUUGAGGAUGCUAUGAGUGCCAUUGAUAAUAUGAAUGAAAGUGAAAUAUUCGGGCGUACCAUCCGUGUUAAUGUGGCAAGACCAGUACGCAUACGGGAGGGUUGGAGUCGACCUGUCUGGUCGGACGAGAAUUGGUUAAAGAAAUAUGGCAGCGCUCCAUUAGAAGGACGAAAACUGGAUGAACCUGAUAUCGUCAACCCAUCAGAUUCUGCAGAAAAUGUUGAAGACUUGAGUGACGAAGAAAUGCGAACCAAAAAACAAAAACGAAAUCUUCCUCGGGUAUUCUUCGAUAUUCGAAUUGGAAACGGAGAUGCUGGUCGUAUAGUGAUGGAGCUUCGGUCAGAUAUUGUCCCGAGAACUGCUGAGAACUUCCGUGCCUUGUGUACAGGAGAACGUGGAUUCGGUUAUCACAAUUGUUGUUUCCAUCGAGUUAUACCACAAUUCAUGUGUCAAGGAGGCGAUUUUGUAAAAGGGGAUGGGACCGGUGGCAAAUCAAUAUAUGGACGUAAAUUCGAUGAUGAAAACUUCCAACUCCGACAUGAAGGGUUCGGUGUUCUUUCCAUGGCGAAUUCUGGACCAAAUACAAAUGGAUCUCAGUUCUUCAUUUGCACAACAAAAUGCGAUUGGCUUGAUGGCAAACAUGUUGUUUUUGGUCGAGUAGUGGAUGGACAAAAUGUCGUAA